CUUCUCAGGAACACCUGAAAGUUAAGCAGGUAAAUAAGGUGAACAACAAUCUGCAGAGAGAGAGAGGGAGAGAGGUGUCCAGUUCUGAAAAUUACCCCCCACCUCCCCCCACAGGCCUUCCUCUAACUCCUCCCUCCUGCCUCUCUCUCCCAGGCCUUCCCUCUGCUCCCCAGCAUUUCCCCAGCAUCCUCUCUGCCAUUCAGGCAUAGAGGCUCUCAACUAAGAAAUGUUUUUUGAGUGUCUUCCGCAUCCUUGGCACCAUGGCAGCAAGCCCAGACAGGACCAGGUCCCUGGCCUGAUGGCACUGAGAGACUGCAGCCAAGUCAGGAAAACGAGGGAGGCACACAAUGAACAGACAUUAACUAUGUAAUGGGAGACAGGGUGAUAGCACAGGGUAAGUGGUCGGGAAGGAAGGUCUCUCUGAGGAGGUUUUAGGCUAAGAAUUGGAAAUUUUAGGUUAACCCCACCAGGUAAGGAGUCAGGGAAAAGUGUUCCAGGGAGAGAAAACAGCAAGCGCAAAGGCCCUGAGGCAGGAAAGAGCUUGUUGGGUUUGAAGAUCACUGUGGCUGGAGCCUGGUAUGUGAAAGGGAAGGAGAGGAAAUGAGAUGAGAGAUGGAGGCAGGGCUGGGUCACUUAGAGCUCUGUAGACUGUGGUAGGGAGGAUGGGUUUUGUUCUCAGUAUAACGGGAAACCUUCUGAUGGCUUGAAGCAAUGCCUUGAUGGUGGCUUGUGCUGCUAGUUAGAGAAUGGACCUUGUAUGAGAGAGGGAGGCAAGGAAAAACAGGGAGAUCCAUUAGGAGAUGUAGCAAUUUUCUGGGUCGUAGGAAGAGAGACAGGGCAGUCAUUAGGACAGGUGACCAAGAAGUUUAGAAGUCUAAGGGUCCUGGUCAGGGUCUCUGAGUGAUGGGGCUCUAAAGUGCAAGGAAAGAAAUGAAACCCCAGCACUUCUCUUCAUAAUGGGUCGUUUCCCUUAACGGGAAGUUUCAGCUUCCUGAUUCUGGGGCUCUUGUGAGAUGGAUUUUGGGGGAAGAAAGUGAGACCUGCUUGCCCCCUUUGGGGUCAUCCUCUCAGCUUCUCUCUGGGAGCAGAGCUGGGUGGGGGUGGUGGGGAGAGUUUCUGCUCCAGUUCUGAAGCACCUCUGGUCUAGUGGGGAGGAAGUGAGUCAGUGGUCCCCAGUCCCCAGCCCCUCCCCUAAGACAGGUGUUCUACUUCCUCCUUCCCACCACAAGGCCUCCAGCCUCCUCUCCCUCCACGGACUGCCCAGACCUUUGUUGGGAGAAGUCAGAGGAGUCCUGAAUGGGACUCUGCUGAAUGGGACAGACAGCUCCCUUAUGGCUGAAGUGUAGGGGGCUCAGUGGGAGAGAAGAGGCCUUUUUUUAGCCCAAGGGGUGAGAGAGUUCUGGAUUAAAUCCUGCCCCAUACCCAGGAAGGCCCUGCCUGAAGGGGUAGGCAAGAGCAGCCUAGGGCCAUCUCCCACAGUCCCUCUUCCCCGUCUAUUGCCCUGUAUAGGGAACCACCCACCUCUGCCUCCAGGACAAACCCGUCUUCUCAACACCUGCUCUGCUGAGGGCUUAACAACGAUCAUCUCAAUUUUUAUACACUCUCCUGAGGGAGGCCUAUUAUCCCAAUUUUGCAGAUGAGAACAGAUCUACACAGUUCAGGAAAGCCAACGCAGAGCCCAGGUCCCUAAACUGCUUCUUCCCGGCAAACUGGACCUGAAGCAGGUUGGGGCUGAAAGAUAAAUGUAUGGAUGAAAAAAACGAAUGAAGGGGCUUGUGGAUGCUGGGAGAGGCGGACAUCAAAGCCAGAUUGUCCAAGCCCUCUCCAGGUGUGGCUGCGCUCCCAGGGUCCCGGUGAAAGAUGGAGGGAAGGGGAUGGGGGCAGUCUGGUCCCGGAGAUGGGCGUGAGGAAGGCAGACACCGUUGGUUGGCCCCAAGGUAGGCGCGGAGGUCUGGGCCCUGCCUCCCUCCCUAUCCAACGCCCACAGACCCUAGUCCUUACUAGGCGCGCCAUAAAGAGCCGGUGAGAUUUGGGCUCAUCUGCAUUCCUGGCAGUCAGCGGGUACUCAGUAAAUGCUGACGAACGGAUGACUCUCCGCAGAAGGGUCUCCACGUGCGGCCCGCUAGGCUCGGGGGGCGGUACUUCGCCCCCGGUUCCCCGCGCGCCGCCUAAUCUGCCCCUCGCAGGACCCGGCGGUGCGAGGGAACGCCCGGGGCGGGGCCAAAUUGGGGCGGGGCCUGCGGGUCCGGGCCCGCUGGGGUCUGUGGUCUGAGCUGGGAGAGGUCUAGCUCGGAGCUUGGCGCUCGGAGGGGCUGGAGCCGGGGUGCGGAUGCUGGAAGUUCACAUCCCGUCGGUGGGGCCCGAGGAUCCCAGGCAGAGCCCAGAGAAAGGCCACAUGGUGUUCCGAGUGGAAGUGCUGUGCCGCGGGCGCAGGCACACCGUGCAGAGGCGCUACAGCGAGUUCCACGCACUGCACAAGCGGAUCAAGAAACUGUACAAAGUGCCCGACUUCCCCUCAAAACGCCUGCCUAACUGGAGGACCAGAGGAUUGGAGCAGCGGCGGCAGGGCUUGGAGACCUAUAUCCAGGGUGUCCUGUACCUGAACCAGGAUGUGCCCAAGGAGUUACUGGAAUUCCUGAAUCUUCGGCACUUCCCCACAGAUCCUAAGGCCAGCAGCUGGGGCGCCCUGGGGGAGUUCCUGCCGCUCGACAGCAGCUCCCAGCUGCACCACCGGCCUGUCGUCAGCUUCCGCGUGGAUCCCUACAUUUGCAGUCCAUCCCCAGAACCUCUGCCCAACGUGGUGGUGAAUGGCGUGCUCCAGGGCCUCUACGGCAUCAGCAACAGGCCAGCUGAAGCUCAGCCAGAGGCAUCUUGUGACCCUACUCCUUUGCCACCGAUGCCCUGACCAGCCCAGAGGCCUAUGGGCCACCUGCCAGGACAGGCAUGUGCCUCAGUGUAUGUGCCCCCUUCUCCGAGGAGGCUGGGUCCCCCCUGGCCCCAACCCAGGACUUACUUACCCACCCCAGGUGCCAGGGCAGGGACAACAGGGGAUAAGGAAUAAAGGGAGAAGUCCAUUUAGAGGUAGGCUACGAAAAGAUAGAGAUGUACUUCUUCCCCUACACCAGAAGGGGGCAGGGGACAAGCAAAGGGUUAGGCACCCGAGUAGCAAAGAUUAGAAGCACGGAGCAAAAGCGCCUGCUUGCUAGUUGUGUAGUUACCUUGGGAAGAGGGUGCAGACCAGAGUCCCUGAAGGGGACAGGCACCCCCUGCCACAGGAAUCCCAGACAUGCUGGGACAGGGACUUGGGAAGGUGCUUCAGGCCCAAGAACCCGGCCCAAGAACCCAGCCCACACGCUGGUUUAAAAAAAAAAAAAAACCCACCAUUUUUUUAAUUGGUCAGCACUGGUAGGACUUUGUUACAAAACCAGGCCGGUAGGUAGGCCUGCGGAAUGUAAAGGGAGGGGUCCGCUCCGUCAGAUGCCAGCACGAGGACCAAUGCAGCACGGAGCCCUGUGGCGGGCGGUCUUCACCCGUGGGAAGGCAACAGGGCCGCACAGACGGUAGUUCAAAGGGAAGAGGUCCCUGGGGCCCUACUCCUUGGCGAUGGCAAAGGGCUUCUCCACCUCGAUCUUGCCACAGUCUGCGAUCGUCACAUCCUUCAGGGGCUUGUCCCGACUGUCGGUCUUGGUGCUCUCCACCUUCCGUACUACCUCCUGGGAAGGAAGGCAGAAGAGCACAGUGAGUCAGGAGGUCCACCCCUCAAGGGAGAAAGACCCCAGAAUAUGGCCGGGGAAGGCUGAGCUCCCCGUGGGAUGAACAGCAUGCAAACCUCGAGGCACCCGGAUGCUAAGGGAAUCCUAGCCAGGGAGAGCCCAGCUUUGAUGAGAGGAUGCAGCAGUUUCAAUCCUCUGCCGUGUGACCAGCUGAGCUAAGGGCGAGGAGGACGAGGGUGGUGGGGGAGCGGGUACCAAGUGGCUUCUCAGGGACAUCGUGUUCGGCUGUGUCGGCAUAUCACGGAGUGAGUGAAACGGAGGCUCCUGCCCUUGUGCAGGCUGAAGACUUGAGAACUUGGGGGCAGAGAGACGUAGGGUAGUUCUUGACUCCCCCCAGGUUUGUAUACAUAACACUGAGAAUCUGGGUUCCCUGCUGGGAGAGGGAUAAACUAUGUGGCGCCCCAGCCCCCCACACUCACCAUGCCUUCCAGAACUUUGCCGAACACCACAUGCUUGCCAUCUAGCCAGGCUGUCUUAACCGUCGUGAUAAAGAACUGGGAGCCGUUGGUGUCUUUGCCUGCAUUGGCCAUGCUCACCCAGCCAGGCCCGUAGUGUUUCAGCUUGAAGUUCUCAUCGGGGAAGCGUUCACCAUAGAUGCUCUUUCCUGGGAGGAAAGAGUAGGUCAGGGAGCCGAGUUGGCCCAAACCAAGCAGAUCUCUGGGGUGAGGAUUCCAGGGACUCAACCUAUCUUCGGUGUCAGGCCAAGUCUAGUGGAUUAUACAGACAUAAAAGCGGUCCCCUUCCUACCCUCUGGUCUUAGAGCCAAACCAUACCGACAGACCAAGUGGGGCAUGAAGCCAGGCUGAUUUAGUAAACAGCUCACCGGAUCGAUGGAUUACUCUGAGAAUAUGGCUUUUAAUCAGUGGCUUUUAAAUACGGCAUAGAUCAACAGCUACCCUUGGCUAUGGCCUGGGAGGUCUGCCACAGGAACUGAGGUACUCUAGUAGAGACAGGUGCUAUGUAGGGGGCAGGGGAGGUAAAGAACUCUCCAGAAGAGGAGGACAGCUGUGGCGCACCAGUUUUUCUUCCUAACAGCACAGAAGAUAAUUGAGAUGAAUGGGGAGGGGCUGCCACUUGGGUCCCAGGCAAUCAAGAGCCUCCUAUCAAUGAACACAAAAUAAAAGCUGUUGGUGA
Ailuropoda melanoleuca (giant panda) is the source of this 4907-nucleotide messenger RNA. RefSeq names its product sorting nexin 22 (gene SNX22). NCBI's taxonomy places the organism in Eukaryota, Metazoa, Chordata, Mammalia, Carnivora, Ursidae. The transcript has 7 exons. Gene Ontology annotation, molecular function: phosphatidylinositol phosphate binding. Bases 2330 to 2905 code for a protein of 191 amino acids. The record is from RefSeq and is a predicted model, not a curated record.